Molecule: messenger RNA, 1302 nt
Organism: Closterium sp. NIES-67
Lineage: Eukaryota; Viridiplantae; Streptophyta; Zygnematophyceae; Desmidiales; Closteriaceae
Source: the annotation of a GenBank genome assembly
UAGGGUAAUUCAUGCCGGAGCUGAUGGAACUGCGUACGCAACUGGAUUAUCUGUUGGAGAAAAAAAUUGUCCGCCCAUUUACAUCACCCUACGCCGCGCCGAUUCUCUUCACCCCAAAGAAGGACGGAGGACUACGGAUGUGUACCGAUUAUCGAGCGCUCAACAUCACCAUCAAUUCCCGUUACCCGAUUCCGCGAGCCGACGAUCUCAUAGACCAACUUCGCGGGGCCAGAAUUUUUUCCAAGAUUGAUCUACGAGGAGGUUACCAUCAGAUUCUUGUCGCCGAAGCUGAUAUUCCGAGGACUGCUUUUCGAACCCGUUACGGAAGUUACGAGUAUAGAGUGAUGCCAUUUGGGCUGACGAACGCACCCUCAACUUUUCAACUAACCAUGAACGAAGUCUUCCGCUCGCUACUGGACAAGUGCGUCAUCGUUUACCUGAAUGACAUCAUGGUGUACAGCAUCUCGCGCGAAUAUAAUUUAACGGACCUGGAAGCAGUUUUUACCCUCUGCAAUCAAGACCAACUCAUCACCAAGGGCUCUAAGUGCGAGUUCUUAAAAGAGGAGCUGGAAUUCCUGGGCCACGUCAUCUCAAUCGAAGGCCUUAAAAUUGACCCGAAAAAGAACGACAAUAUUCGCAACUGGGAACCGCCUACGAACGUUAAGGAGCUACAAAGUUUUAUGGGGUUCGUCAACUACGUGCGCCGCUUUAUCCCUAAAAUGGUGGAGUCAACAGCCCCGUUAACAGACUACUUGCAGAAAGGAGACAUUUUGGGGACUGCCGGCGCAUCCCAAAAUGGUGCUGUACUCGUGGUCGUUGACAGACUCACAAAAAUGGCUCAUUUCGCGCCAUGCCAAACGACGAUCACAGCCGAGCAAACUGCCAAGCUGUUCAUCUCAACCGUCGUUCGCCUGCACGGAAUCUCGACGGCGAUUGUGAGCGAUCAUGACCCCCAAUUCACAUCCAACUUCUGGACAAAAAUGUGGGAACAGUACCGCACACGUCUCCAUCUGUCCAUGACUUACCACCCAAAGAUCGACGGUCAGACUGGACGGACAAAUCAGACCAUGGAGCAGCUGAUACGGACAACCUGUACCAACCCGACCCAAUGGGAAGAUUCCCUUCCUCUAAUCGAGUUCGCGUAUAACAACGUCCCUUCGUCAACGAUUGCCCAAUCACCGUUCUACCUAAAUUACGGUCUAAAUCCCACGACUCCCACUACACGGUUAGUUGAGAGCCUCGCCCCACGAUCGCAACAGUUUAGAUUAUCAUAAUACAAAACAAUAAAACAAAUAUAUGUGU